This is a messenger RNA of Astyanax mexicanus (Mexican tetra), 1574 nucleotides long. It is a transcript of the gene ilf2, whose product is annotated as interleukin enhancer binding factor 2. The record is from RefSeq and is a predicted model, not a curated record. The transcript has 15 exons. Lineage: Eukaryota; Metazoa; Chordata; Actinopteri; Characiformes; Acestrorhamphidae. The coding region runs from base 115 to 1278 and encodes 387 amino acids.
CUCUUUCAGCUUUAGCUCAGCUCAGCUCGUCUCAGCAGCAGCGGCGGCUCCGGGUGCCGGUGACCCAUUUUCAUCUUUUCUCUGUUUUAUAAAGCUGCCAACACGUCUUACGCAAUGAGAGGCGAUCGUGGAAGGGGCCGUGGUGGUCGCUUCGGCUCCCGUGGAGGUCUAGUUCAGGGGUACCGCCCUUUUGUCCCACACAUACCGUUUGACUUUUAUGUUUGUGAGAUGGCUUUUCCACGAGUGAAGCCGGCACCUGAUGAGACUGCAUUUAGUGAGGCUCUUCUGAAGCGCAACCAAGAUCUCACUCCAACACCAUCUGAGCAGUCUUCCAUUUUGUCCUUGGUAACUAAGAUUAACAACGUCAUUGAUAAUUUGAUUGUGGCACCUGGAAACUUUGAAGUGCAAAUCGAGGAGGUGCGGCAAGUUGGCUCAUACAAAAAGGGUACAAUGACAACAGGACACAAUGUAGCCGAUCUUGUGGUUAUUCUGAAGAUUCUUCCCACUUUGGAGGCAGUUGCAGCCUUGGGAAACAAAGUGGUGGAGACUCUCCGCACCCAGGACCCAGCAGAGGUGCUCUCUAUGCUUACCAACGAGACUGGAUUUGAGAUAAGUUCUGCUGAUGCUACAGUAAAGAUCCUGAUCACUACUGUCCCCCCUAAUCUGCGCAAACUCGACCCAGAACUCCACCUUGACAUCAAGGUGCUGCAGAGUGCUCUCGCUGCUAUUCGCCAUGCUCGCUGGUUUGAGGAGAAUGCCUCACAGUCAACGGUGAAGGUUUUGAUCCGCUUACUGAAAGACCUGCGAGUACGAUUUCCAGGGUUUGAGCCUCUUACCCCCUGGAUAUUGGAUCUCCUGGGACAUUCUGCUGUCAUGAAUAACCCAUCCAGACAGCCCCUUUCACUGAACGUUGCCUACAGGCGCUGUCUGCAGAUGCUAGCAGCUGGGCUAUUUCUGCCAGGCUCUGUAGGAAUCACUGAUCCAUGUGAAAGUGGAAACUUCCGUGUGCACACUGUAAUGACCCUAGAGCAGCAGGACAUGGUAUGUUUUACAGCCCAGACACUAGUGAGGGUCCUUUCUCACGGUGGCUACAGGAAGAUCUUGGGACUUGAGGGCGAUGCCAGCUAUCUGGCCUCUGAGAUGUCCACCUGGGACGGAGUGAUCGUCACUCCAUCUGAGAAAGCCUAUGAGAAGCCUCCAGAGCGCAAGGAAGAGGAGGAUGAAGCUUUGGAAGAGGGAGGAGAAGGAGAAGAUGAAAGCAUGGAGACACAGGAGUGAUGUUUUUAAACUACACCAGACAUCUGCCAGUUGUUUCCCAUUCAACCCCCCAGGUCCCCAAGGCCUGUUCAUCCUCUCUCCCCUUCUAUGAAUGUAGCCUGUGGCAGCAGACUAUAUGGACCAAAAGACACCAGCUGCACCAACCAUCUAUCUGCUGUCAGUCUCCUCAACCUGUGGCUUCUGUUUUACUAGGGGAGGGAAGUUGAACCCCCAUCGGUUUCUAAUGUGGACUUUUUUUUUUUUUUUUUUUUACUUUGUACCAGUAACUGAUAAAUUAAAGUUUUUAUUUCCUUUUA